AUGAGCGAUAAUAUUCCCGAGCCAGAGCAUCCACAGGAGAUUCGAGAGUUCGAUAGAGAACUCGACGCCCUCUCAAUUUCUUGUGCAUGUGACCAACCAUCUCUUGUUCCCACCCGAUUAUUUGACAGUCCCACAAAGCAUAGUGCUCCCCAACUGAUCGAUAAUGGUGCAGCUGAUGUUCCAGCAUUCGAUUUUCAAGUGUAUACUCAACCAAGAACAACGCGGACCGAAGGAAUGUUGAAAUUGGAGAUUCCGAGUUUUCCAAACUUGAAAUCCAAAGUUAGCACACCUUUUCAAUACAUUGGGAGUCUGCCUUGGAGACUUGCCGCCAAAACCGAGAAAUCCAAACGGACAUCUGACGCGAAGUUCUUCUCAGUUUACAUCGAUUGUAAUCCUGACUCAGAAUCCACACUUUGGUCAUGUGAUGCUGUCGUGGAGUUCCGAUUAGUUUCCCGGAAUCGGACAAUUCCUGCUUUCUCUCGACAAUUCACCAACAAAUUCAACUACAAUUCAAAUAAUUGGGGUUUUCCGUCUUUCAUGGCCUGGGAAGAAGUGAACAAUUCAAAUUUUGUGCGGAACGAUACAGUGACAGUCACUGCACGUGUUGUUGUUCAAAAGGUGUUGGGUGUCAGGAACACGCCGAAGUAUGACUUCGGGCAGAUGCAAAUGAACAUUUGUGACAUGACACUCAUUAUCAAUAAGCAGAAAUUGUUUGUCAAUAAGGCGUACCUUGCUCUCUACUCUCCCGUCUUUUAUGCAAUGUUCUUCUCCAAUUUCCAAGAGCGAGAGAAAACUCAAAUCGAACUUGAAGAUGUGAUUCUUGAAGAAUUCCGAGAGCUUCUCAAUGUCAUCUAUCCAUGUCAUAAGCCAGUUACAGCAGAAAAUGUGGAAUAUCUUUUGGAGUUAGGAGACAAAUAUGAGAUACAAUACGUGAUGGAUGAGUGCGAAAGGUUCCUUGUUAGCAGUGAAGACAUUGUUCCAAUCACCAAACUGAUGUGGGCGGAUCAAUAUUUAUUGGCAAAGCUGCAGGACAGCUGUCUCCGAAAUAUCAAAAGUGUCGCAGAAGUGAAAGCUAUCCGGACAACAGAGGAGUUUAAGAAUAUCAGUGACACAACUAAAGCAGCACUUUUGGAUAAAAUACUGAAGAUCAUCAAUUGA
This is a messenger RNA of Caenorhabditis remanei, 1158 nucleotides long. RefSeq lists its product as uncharacterized. Lineage: Eukaryota; Metazoa; Nematoda; Chromadorea; Rhabditida; Rhabditidae. Bases 1 to 1158 code for a protein of 385 amino acids. Gene Ontology annotation, molecular function: protein binding. The transcript is spliced from 6 exons. The record is from RefSeq and is a predicted model, not a curated record.